This is a messenger RNA of Torulaspora globosa, 2019 nucleotides long. It is a transcript of the gene FAT1, whose product is annotated as long-chain fatty acid transporter FAT1. The record is from RefSeq and is a predicted model, not a curated record. Gene Ontology annotation, molecular function: long-chain fatty acid-CoA ligase activity; long-chain fatty acid transmembrane transporter activity. The transcript has a single exon. Lineage: Eukaryota; Fungi; Ascomycota; Saccharomycetes; Saccharomycetales; Saccharomycetaceae. Bases 1 to 2019 code for a protein of 672 amino acids.
AUGAGCGGAUCUUCUGCGAUAUUGCAUACCGUGGCAAGAAUCCUGAUACUAUGCUAUAGAGUGUUGAAGGUGGUGAUACUACCUUUCUGGUGGGCUUUAUGCUGGAUUUUUCAAGAACCAAUAAAUGCAUUGGAUCGCAAGUACAGAGUACGGGAAGAUUUCUAUAUUAUACCGUUCUUUUUGAAAACAUUGGUGAAGUAUAUGUACGCUGUUCGCCAAAACAGAUUCCAGUACUGGUAUCUGUUUACAAAGCAGGUCAAGAAGAAUGGAAGGGGCACAGCUAUAUGUUAUCCAAGACCAUCGCUUAUCAAGGGCGAAUAUGAGCUGGAAUCAUACACGUAUAACGAGCUUUAUGAAAUUGUGCUGAGAUUAUCUCACAUUCUGCAUUAUCAAUAUGGCGUAAAGGCCGGAGAUCAUGUUGGGCUGGACUGCACUAACAAGCCAUUGUUUGUAUUCUUACUUUUUUCCCUAUGGAAUAUUGGAGCCAUCCCAGCUUUAAUAAAUUGCAACACCUUGGGUAAUCCUCUAGUGCAUUCUUUGAAGAUUGCCAACGUGAAGAAAGUCUUCAUCGAUCCACAGGCUAGUGGGCCUAUCAGAAAUUCCGAGUCAUCGAUUAAGGAGAUAAUUCCUGAAAUUGAACUCAAUUAUUUGGAGGAGGAGAGUUUAAUGCGUAUUUUGACUGAUUCAAAAUCGCCUGAGUUCCUCCAGUUAGACGACAUCAGAUCGCCUAAAGGUCUGACAGACUAUAAGCCUGCAUUGUUCAUCUACACCUCUGGAACUACCGGAUUACCCAAAUCUGCCAUUAUGUCUUGGAGAAAAGCGGUGUUUGCGUGUCACCUGUUUAGUCAUGUCUUCCAUAUGACUCGCCAUAGUGUCGUUUUCACAGCUAUGCCUUUGUUCCACUCUACUGCUGCAAUGCUGGGUUUGUGUUCUGUCAUUUCACAAGGUGGCUGCCUCGCCAUGGCUAACAAGUUUUCAGCAUCAAACUUUUGGAAGCAGGUAUAUCUGACAAAAGCUACGCAUAUCCAGUACGUUGGUGAGAUCUGCAGAUAUCUGCUUCAGACUCCAGUCUCGAAGUACGAACGAAUGCACACGGUUAAGAUGGCAUAUGGAAAUGGUCUAAGGCCCGAUAUUUGGCUAAAGUUUAGGAGGAGAUUCAAUAUUGAAACCAUCGGUGAGUUUUAUGCCGCAACCGAAGCGCCCUUUGCCACCACCUGCAUCCAAAAGGGUGACUUUGCUGUCGGUGCUUGCAAAGCUUAUGGUUCCAUCAUCAACUGGUUUUUAUCUUUUCAACAAGUUCUUGUUCGAAUGGAUCCUGAAGACGAUUCAACGAUAUACAGAAACUCGAAGGGAUUCUGUGAAAAACCUGCUAUCGGUGAACCCGGUGAAUUGUUAAUGAAAAUAUUGUUCCCUAAGAAGCCAGAGACUUCAUUUCAGGGCUAUAUUGGCAACAAAAAGGAAACACAGUCAAAGGUUCUUCGCGACGUGUUCAAGAAGGGUGAUGCCUACUAUAGAUGCGGUGAUCUAUUCAGGCAAGAUGAAAAUGGCUUCCUGUAUUUCCUUGACAGGUUGGGCGACACCUAUAGGUGGAAAUCGGAGAACGUUUCUACUACAGAGGUGGAAGAUCAAAUAAUGUCCUGUAAUGAUAAAGAUUUCGCUCAGGUUGUGGUGGUAGGCGUUAGGAUUCCUGGAUAUGAAGGAAGGGCUGGAUUUGCUGUGAUCAAGCUAGCAGACUACAAGAGCAUCCCCGAGCAGCGAAAGCUCAAACUGCUUGAUAAUUUGCUAAUUCAUUUAAACAGGGAGCUACCAAGCUACGCUCGACCAAUUUUCGUCAAAUUCGCUGAUAAGAUUGAAAUGACAGACACCAACAAGAUUUCAAAGAAAACGUAUAAAAAUCAAGUACUUCCUAAAGGCGCUGAUAAGAACGAGACUAUUUAUUGGCUCAAAGAUUAUAAAGAGUACAAGGUUCUCACUGAUGAAGAUUGGCAAGCAAUUGUGGCACAAGAUGUAAAAUUAUAA